AUUUAUUUGAGUAACAUUACUACAUAAUAAUAACUAAAAAAAUCUUAUCUACAUUGACCAGUGAAAGUAAUAUUGUAUUAUAUUCUCGAGCCCCUCCUGAUGUUUAUUAAAUAUAUAUACAUGCUCUCUCGCACCUCUCAUGUAACUAAACGUUUUGUACAUGUCUACGAUAGACUCCAAAUCGUCCAGUCUCGUCCUCUUCCUCUUAGGCGCGAGUCGAGUCAAUCCACAUUAAAUUCAAACUUCAGACCACGUGUCUUAAAUUCAAAAAUUUUUAAUAAAUACUAAUAUUUAUCUGUGAAAAUUAGUGAGUAAUUAACAAUAAUUACCAAUAAUAAUAAAUAUGCUGAUUAAUUAAUCUCUGAUCUCAUUUGUCUUCCUGUUAAUAAAAGUGACAAGUUGCAAAAUAAUGUGCAAUAAAUUUAUUUUUUCCUUUGUAUGAUUUUAUAAAAUUCAAUAUUUUUGCAAUAUUAAUUCAAGAAAUUACAAUGAGAGUUUUGACGUUUAUGUCGACGCUGAUGCUGGUGGCGAACGUCGCGAGGGGCAAUUGGCGGCAACCCUGCGACUCCUACGGGUGUCCCUAUCAACCUCGUUACGAGCCCUUCGUGCCUGCACCGCCUGGGCAUACGCCUCGCUGCGCCAAGCCUGGACAAACCUUCUGCGAGUCGCUCGAUCAUUAUCCUCAGCAAUUGAUUAAAUUUUUGGUCGAAAAAUGCACCUACAACUUUGCAACAAUACUCGGAGAUGAAGCGCAGAAUGACUUUAUUACAAACCAACUGAAGCCUGAGUACAGUGGGUACGAUUAUCCAAAACCAGAAGUCCAAAAUUUUUACCAACCUGUCACUUUAUUAGCACCUCAAUAUCCGUUUCCUUCUCAGCCAACUAAUUCUUCUGACAAGGGGUACAUGUACCCUCUACCUGUACCUCAAAUAAACCAAUUUACCGCAGAUGCUACCGAGAAAGAGGAAACAGAAAACUCCAGGCAGUCAAAUUCUUACGAAUUCAAUCAGGAGCCUUGGGCGCCAGUUGGACAAGAUCACCAAACUGGGCGUUCAAUUCGCGAAAAUUCCUUUUUAGAUGUCGCUCAAAAAAAUUUCAAGAAACGACAAGCGAACCCCAAAGACAUAGAUCUUUGUCCCACUGAGUCGAAUUACAUUACACCACGAGCUGGAUUGAAUAAUAAAGGGAAUUGGAUGUACAUCGUAAAUAUUCCUCAUACACGUGACAAUUAUUCGCAAUUAAUUAAAAGUGAAAUUUGCCGAACAACAACCUGCAAUGGAAUAUGCAGCUUGCCAUUAGGAUACACCAGCAAGUGUGAGCAAAAGUACGUCCAAAAACGUCUAGUAGCUUUAGAAGGUUCCGGCGAUCGCCUUUACACAGACGUCUUCUGGAUUCCUCACGGCUGUUCGUGUCUAAUUACUCCUAACUUUUAACAAUAACUUCACCAUUUAUUAUUACUAUAAUUGUAAAUUUAAAUGUAAAUUUAUUCCCGAAAAGCUGGCUCAGAAAUUCCGGAGUCCACAGCCGAAACGCCAGAAAAUUUAUUCCGUCCAAAAAAAAAGUAAAAUUACAUAAUGACCAUUUUUAUCGUUCCCUUUUUGUUUUAUUUUUUUAAAUGCAUUUCCGGCCGAACGUGUUCCUGCAAAGUGUGAAGCAGACAGUGCAAUGACUCGCGGAUAUCUGGGCCCAAGAGAAAGGUGUUGAGCGGAAGAUGAAUAAUACAUGAGUGAUGACACUGAACCGGUUGCUUUCUUGCAAUAAGUCUGCUAUUACUUGAAUUAUUUCAACGUUCGCUCUAUUGUUGAAAUUUAUCUGAGUAACAUUCAUAAUAAUAAUUAUUAUUAUUGUAUAAUAACAAAAAUAGUAAUAAUAAUUCUCGAGCAUUAGGCUGACUCGACAACUUUUCGCCAACAAAAACAGUCAUAAUUUGUAUUUGUAAUGAGUCACUCUACAAGUCAAUAUCCAAACUGAUGUGUCAUCAAUCAUUUUACUUUUAUUUUAUUCAUUAUUAAUUUUUUUUAUGUUUAUAUUUGUAAGUUAAGUGCUCUACAAGCAUAAAUAAAUUAAGAUGUUGCUUUCAGUUCUGAGCAAAUAAUAAUUUUUAAUAUUGCCAUUAUAAAAAAUGAAAGUUAUUUUUUAUUAC
Molecule: messenger RNA, 2143 nt
Organism: Cotesia glomerata
Lineage: Eukaryota; Metazoa; Arthropoda; Insecta; Hymenoptera; Braconidae
Gene: spz5
Product: protein spaetzle 5
Exons: 6
Coding region: 489-1433 (314 amino acids)
Biological process (GO): central nervous system formation; regulation of Toll signaling pathway; innate immune response
Cellular component (GO): extracellular region
Molecular function (GO): Toll binding; growth factor activity
Source: RefSeq, a predicted model, not a curated record